Nerophis lumbriciformis (worm pipefish) is the source of this 2271-nucleotide messenger RNA. The record is from RefSeq and is a predicted model, not a curated record. NCBI's taxonomy places the organism in Eukaryota, Metazoa, Chordata, Actinopteri, Syngnathiformes, Syngnathidae.
AUGGCGACCCUGUGUCGUGCGCUCGUCUUGGCGUGCGUGUGCGCGCUCUUGGAAGCCAAGUCCGUGCACGAGCAUUUUGAUGUCCAAAUCAAAGUCCAGGUGUUGGACAACAGCGACCUGUCCCCGUUGGCCGACGCCCUGGUGGAGGUCCACGGCAACCGGAGCGUUCUGGCCAGCGCUCGGGCCGGCGCCGACGGCGCGGCGAGGUUGGAUUUCCGCUACCGGGCCGCCACGCGGGUCAUCAUCAGCGCCGCCAAAGACAACUACAUCACCAACUCGCUACCCUGGCACUCGGGUCGCGCGCCCCUGUACGCCUCGGUCAGUCUGUACCUUGUGGUUCAACGACCCGGGACGCUGAUUGUUUAUGAUGACGUCCUUCAGAUUCUGUCCGCUUUGCCAGGCUCUCGCGGGCGCCCCGUGGCGCAACUGGCCCGGAAGUCGCCGCGGACCGACGACGACGGCGCGGCCCUGUCGGCCCGGCUGACGGCCGCCAGGACUCGAGACGAGAUCGGGUGCUUCCCCUAUCUGCUGGGCCGCGACGACAACGGAUCAGGCGCCGACUCGGGCUGGAUCGACUUGACGGCGCUGGCGCUGGUCAGCGUGGAACUGUCGGACAAAGACGGCGUCCUCCUCCCCGUUUGGGACUCGGUCCACAUUUCGGUGCCGUUGCCGUCCGACACUCGCAACCGGGCGGCCACCAGCGUGCCCACCUGGACGUAUCGGCCCGACACGGGACUGUGGGUCCGCAACGGUACGGGCUACAUCCAGAAGGAAGGCUCCCGCUUUGUGUGGAACGCCGUCAUUCCCCAGAUGGGAUACUGGUUGGCCGCCUUCCCCGCCUCCUCGGGCCACGGUCUGAACCACCCGGGCUUGCGGGACAUCACGGCCUACCACACCCUCUUCCUGCUGGCCAUCUUGGGCUCCUUGGCUCUGCUGGUUCUCAUCCUUCUCUGUGUUUUGCUCUACUACUGCAGGCGAAGGUGUUUGAAACCUCGUCGGCAGCCGGGGAAAGCUCCGCCCUCCAACCUGAACGGCGCCAAGCGAGACCAAGGCACGUCCACGUCGCGGCUCAACCUGAUCUGCGGCGGGCGCGCCGAACCGGCGUCGUCCGACGAGAAGUCGGAGCCGUCCCCCUCCGGCGAGGACCCGGGUAAACGCGCGGCGGCUCGCAAGCUGCGGCACUCGGCGGGAAGGAACGCUUCGGGUCGCCAGCGCGGCGAAAGCUUCCCCAUGAAAGCCGCCCGUGCCUCGGACGCCAACAACCUGGACGACCCGCCCCCGCGCGACGACUACGACCGCGGCGCCAACGACAAUAGGGGGUACUCGUCGGACCCGCCGUCCCCGCCGCGCUUCUCCGGCUACGCGCCCGGCCGGGCCGACAAACCGCCGGAAUACUCGGCGGCCGACAGCCUGGCCCGGCCCGCCUCCCUGGACGCCCGACCGGGCCAGAUCAUCUUCUGCAGCUCCAUCGACCAGAUGAAGGAGAACAUGUACCGCAGCAUGGUGCCCACCCUGGUCAUCCCCGCCCACUAUAUGCGCCUGCCCUCCGAGUUCGCCCCCAAGGACGGCGACGAACAGAAGGAAGCCGACAAAGACGGCGCCCAGGCGGGAGGCGCCCAACAGAAGCGAGGUCCGCCGCAGCAGCAGCAGCAGCAGGGCGGCGCCGACUCGGAGGAGCCCGGCUGGGCGUCCGACUCGCCCGGAGGCCCCGUCACCAUCCCGGUGCUCUUCAACGACUCGGCGGUGGCUCAGAUGAACGGAGAACUCCAGGCUCUGACCGAGAAGAAGCUUUUGGAGCUGGGCGUCAAGCAGCACCCCCGAGCGUGGUUCAUCUCCUUGGACGGUCGCGCCAACGCCCACGUGCGCCACUCCUACAUCGACGCCGGCAACGACCUGAGCGGCGGCUCGGCUUGCGGCAGCUCGCCCAGAGACGCCAACCUGGUCCCGCCCCCGGAGGGGUACGGCGCCGGCCGCAAGGGCGAAGAAGAGCGCUGGGAGGCCGCCCGCAAGGGGCGCAGCGCCGUCCCCGGGAAAAGCUACUCCAAGCUGGCCUUCCCUAACCGCGGCGAGCCCGGUGGCGGCGAGGGCCGGCCCGCCUCCCCCGAAGAGAACUCUCUCACGCCGCUCCUGGACGAGGGGCCGGCCGUCCCCGGGAAGGCUUCCCGCCGCCGCUCGGCGACCAGUCCCGAGGACGACAAAGAGGAAAACAAAAAGAGUCCCUGGCAGAAGAUCGAAGACCGGCCGCUCAUGGUUUUCCAUCCCAGGAAGUGA